Soboliphyme baturini is the source of this 729-nucleotide messenger RNA. The record is from the annotation of a GenBank genome assembly. NCBI's taxonomy places the organism in Eukaryota, Metazoa, Nematoda, Enoplea, Dioctophymatida, Soboliphymatidae.
AUGGCUUCGUUUCCUGUAGAAAACGUUCUGUACCUUGCCGACUCCUAUAAGAUUACACACUAUAACCAGUAUCCACCGAAUACUACCCAUAUCUAUUCAUACUUUGAAUGUCGGGGCGGCAAGUUCACAGACGUGUGUUUCUUCGGACUGCAAUAUAUAUUGAAACGAUGGAUGGUUGGGCCGGUGGUCAACCACAAGAUGAUCGAUGAGGCCAUUUCAUUCUACAAACGACAUUUCAGUGGCCUAGACGUUUUUAACGAGCAGGGAUGGAGAUACAUUGUCGAUCAUCACAACGGCAAAUUACCUCUUCGAAUCAAAGCAGUACCUGAAGGCUCUGUAAUUCCAUACAAGAAUGUACUAUUUACGGUGGAAAACACGGACCCAAAUUUACCGUGGCUGACGAACUGGUUUGAAACUUUGUUGGUGCAAGUUUGGUAUCCGACGACAGUUUGUACGAGCAGUCGAUAUCAGAAGGCACUGCUUGCUAAGUACCUGCUGGAAACUGCUGAUGAUCUGAGUACUCUUCCUUACCAACUGCACGAUUUCGGCUACCGUGGAUCGAGUUCCGUUGAGAGUGCUGCGAUUGGCGAUGCUGCUCAUUUGGUGAACUUUUGUGGAACAGACACCAUAGCUGGUGUAAAGCUAUGCAGUCAAUAUUACGACUGUUCAAUGGCAGGCUUCUCGAUUCCUGCGGCGGAACAUAGGCAUGAGGAGUUAUUUUGUUUUUGA